AUGGCCGAUUUUCGUAAUUCUUUGGAAGCCGCUGAAGAAGCGGUUCUGCCAUUCGACGAAUUUCAAAAAAGGUACUCCUGCAAUUGUAAAAGCUGUCUGUGUGGCCGGAAGUUUAAAGUAUGGGUUCCAAGAUUGUUUUUCAUAGGUUUCUUGGUGCCUCUGUCAUGGCUGACGCUUUUGGGGAUUUGGUUCUGCGUUCGUUAUUGGUUAGAACACGUUGUCGCGUUCCCAGUUUUGCCCGAAGAAGAGUUUCCGACCAUCUAUGAGCUUCAUAGUGGGGCCCAAAAAGCUUGCGUCAGCGUUCGCAAAGGGCAACGUGACGGCGACAAUUAUGCUUCUAAAGGAUCCAGAGAAUUUUAUCAACAUUCGAGCAAAGAGCUGAAUCCACGGGUGCAAUCUUGGGGGGUCGUUGAGAACAAAUGGACUCAAGACGAAGCCACGUUGCCCGUAGGUUCAGAAUCUGCAAUUCGCCAAUACUCCGGAAAGCCCGAACCCUGUCCUAACACCGCCGCACAGUUAAAUCAAAUGCUUCAAAAUUCUCGAACAAUGAUGUUGGCAACUGUCGCAGCCGAUGUCCUUCACUCUCAUGACAGAAUGCGUCGAUAUUACGAUCUUUGGUUUUUUCGUCUAUGGGCCUCCUCGUCAGCCUAUAUUUUAAUCGUAGUAUUCGUGGUCCUUAUUGCAUUUAAAUCCAUAGUAUCGAGCCCCGGAAUGGCCUUACCAACGUCUCACUGA
Messenger RNA from Lachancea mirantina, 735 nucleotides. NCBI's taxonomy places the organism in Eukaryota, Fungi, Ascomycota, Saccharomycetes, Saccharomycetales, Saccharomycetaceae. The record is from the annotation of a GenBank genome assembly.